Messenger RNA from Thyridium curvatum, 4515 nucleotides. RefSeq lists its product as uncharacterized. Gene Ontology annotation, molecular function: nucleic acid binding; protein binding. The transcript has 6 exons. Gene Ontology annotation, cellular component: site of double-strand break; nucleus. The record is from RefSeq and is a predicted model, not a curated record. Lineage: Eukaryota; Fungi; Ascomycota; Sordariomycetes; Thyridiales; Thyridiaceae. Bases 1 to 4515 code for a protein of 1504 amino acids. Gene Ontology annotation, biological process: DNA repair; proteasome-mediated ubiquitin-dependent protein catabolic process.
AUGACCGGCUCAGUACAAUACGUUCUAGUCACAGGGGCGACGGGAUUCAUUGGCGCUCAUGUCGUUGAUGAGUUGCUUUGCCGCGGCAUCAAAGUCCGGGGUACUACUCGCUCCACGGCAAAGGCGGAAGCCAUGCUGAGGGACCGGCCACAGUAUGCCUCGCAGCUCGACUUUGUCAGGAUAGAUGACUUUGAAAAGGGUGAAGGUAUCUUUGAUGAUGCUAUACGGGGUAUAGAUGCCGUGGUUCACGUGGCAAGUCCAUUCACCUACGAUGUCAAGGAUAACGAGAAGGAACUCAUCAUCCCGGCGAUCAACGGAACUCGUGCCAUCCUGGAAGCAGCAGCGGCCAAGACGUCGACGGUCAAGCGCAUAGUCAUCACCUCGUCCUUCGCCGCCGUCAUGACCGACGGCCGCAAGGGCCCGCCGUACUUCACCUACACGGCCGCCGACUGGAACCCGCUGUCCUACGAGGAGGCCGCGGACCCGGCCACGAGCGCCGUCGUCGCCUACCGCGGGGCCAAGAAGUUCGCCGAGAAGGCGGCCUGGGACUUUGUGCGCGACCGGCGCCCGCCCUUCGACGUCGUGGCGCUCUGCCCGCCCAUGACGUUCGGCCCCGUGGCGCACCCCGUGGCCGACGUCGCGGGCCUCAACGAGUCCAACGCGGCGCUGUGGAGGGCGGCCGCGGGGCCGCUGCCGGCGCCGGUGGCGCGCGUGCCGUUCUGGGUCGACGUGCGGGACCUGGCCGUCGCGCACGCCGAGGCGCUGCUGCGGCCCGGGGCCGGCGGGAAGAGGUUCCUGCCCGCGUCGCCGGAGCGGUUCUCGUACGCGCUCGCCGCGCGGAUCGUCGACGAGGAGUUCGACUGGGCCCGGGGCAGGGUGGCGGCGGCGGACGAGGAGCAGGAGAUCGACGACUCGCACGGGGUCGACGGGGAGACGGCCGCGCGGGAGCUGGGGCUGAGCUACAGGUCUUUCCGGGAGACGGUGACGGACCUGGUGUUUCAGGCCAAGAUUAUCGAGGCUGGCGCUCAGCUUCUGAGUGGCAGCGUCAGGCAUGCGCUGCAGCUCAGACUGCUCUCGCCAGACGAGGAGAGCUUGGUGCUCGCCAAAGCGAAUCGCAUCGAGAUAUGGCGACUUUCGGACGGCGCCCUGACGAUGGUGCACUCGAGGGUCAUCCAUGGGACCAUCUCGAUGCUCCAACGGCUACGACCUAAAGACAACCCUACCGAUCUCCUCUUUGUCGGCACCGACCGGUUCCAGUACUUCUCCCUGGGAUGGGACGCGGAGAGGAAACAGUUCACAACGAUAGACAGCUUCUUGGAUGUCGGAGAGAAGCACCUGCGCGAUUCUCAGAGCCAGGACAAAUGUAUGGUGGACCCGUCGGGCAGAUACAUGGCGAUGCUGCUGUGGGAAGGCGUGUUGAAUGUGCUACGGUUACGGUCACGCAAGGGCCUUCACUUGAAGCUCGAUUGGAUGGAUCAGGUACGGCUGUCGGAGCUGUUCAUCAAAGCCAGCACCUUUCUCUACUCGGAGACUGGCCAUCCCAAGAUCGCGUUCCUCUACCAGAGCAGGGCAGAUGCCGCCGACUCCAAGCUCGCCACAUACCGCCUCACAUCCGACGACAAGGACUCCUCCGCCUCGAAAUUCGACCCAACGAAGGACAGAGAGAUAUCUAUGGACAUCGAAGACCCUGGUGCGGCAAUGCUGAUCCCAGUCGAGAAGGUCGAGGAAGAGAAGCGGCACAACGUGCGCAACCCUGCUGGAGCAAGGCCUCACCUCGGCGGUCUUAUUGUUGUCGGAGAGACACGACUUCUUUACAUCGACGAUUUUACAAAGCUCAAGGUGGAAGCAGCUUUGAAAUCGGCCGCCAUAUUCGUCGCUUGGGCCAAAUACGACGCGACACACUACUUGCUUGCCGAUGACUAUGGCAAUCUACACCUGCUCACCAUCCUGACUGAAGGCGUAGCAGUUACAGGCCUUGAUGUCAGUAUGAUAGGGAAGACAUCUAGAGCCAGCUGCUUGGAAUACCUCGGUGAUAACAUUCUGUUUGUUGGUUCUCAUUACGGAGACUCGCAGCUGCACAAACUCAACCUGGCUGCUCCUGAUGGUUCCGAUUUCCUGGAACUCAUGCAAGUCUUGCCCAAUAUCGCGCCAAUCCUCGACUUCGAAAUCAUGGACAUGGGCAACCGGGAAGAGGACAGCCAGUUGGCGAAUGAGUAUUCCUCAGGACAAGCCAGGAUAGUCGCAGGCAGUGGCGUGCACAAGGAUGGCUCACUCCGAAGUGUCCGCAGUGGCGUUGGCCUCGAGGACAUUGGCAUCCUCGCAGACAUGGAUGACGUCCGCGGCCUGUUUUCGAUACAAUCGCAUGGGUCGCCAAAGACUGAUACGUUACUCGCGUCGUUCCUAACCGAGACCCGAAUCUUCACAUUCGACAGUGCGGGAGGCAUUGAGGAGGUUCAGUCCUUCCAGGGUCUCUCGCUAGACUCAUGCACAUUGCUCGCACGGAAUUUGCCCAAUGACCGCCUUCUUCAGGUCACGCCAGAGAGUGUUGUCCUCAUCGAUGGCGACAGCGGCGUCGCGAUAGCAUCGUGGAAGCCACCAGAAGGCAAGAAGAUCACGAAUGUCUCUGCGAACACGAGAUGGGUACUCGUUUCUAUCGAAGGCACCCACCUUGUCUCGUUGAACCUGGAGGCGGAUUUGCGGUUAUCGGGGCAACAAGAAGUCAGCACAAGCGAGCAGGUUGCAUGCCUUCACGUGGCUCCCCAUCUGUUGGACGUUGGUGUCGUUGGCUUCUGGACAUCUGGUUCAAUAUCGAUCAUUGACCUUGCUACGCUACAACCCCAUCAAGGAGAAUCCUUGCGGAAGAAAGAAGACCACACCUCUAUCCCGCGCGACAUUGUCCUGGCACAGGUUUUACCACCCCAUAUUGGUGGCCCGACCCUCUUCGUGGCGAUGGACGACGGAAAUGUUGUCACGUUCAAUGUAGCAAAGGAAAGCCUUGCACUGUCGGGCAGGAAGAGCGUUAUUCUGGGAACCAGAGAGGCGCGCUUCCACAUCCUCCCACAGGCCAACGGCGUAUACAACAUCUUUGCUACAACUGAACACCCCAGUCUUAUCUAUGGUUCGGAGGGAAGGAUAGUCUACUCCGCUGUGACCGCGGAAGACGCUACUUAUGUCUGCCAGUUCGACAGUGAAGCGUUCCCUGACGCUAUCGCGGUAUCGACAGACUCGCAACUGAAGCUUGCUCAGAUUGACACGGAGCGCCGGACACACGUGCGAUCUCUCGACAUGGGCGAGACCAUGAGGAGGAUAGCCUAUUCGCCAAACGAGAAGCUCUUUGGUCUGGGUUGCAUCAAGCGAGAACUAGUCGGUGGGGAAGAGAUCGUCACGAGCUCCUUCAGGCUCGUUGACGAGGUGGUCUUUGACAAAUUGGGCAAGCCUUUUGAGUUGGAGACCGUCGGCGCGACGGAAAUUAUCGAGACCGUCGUUCGUGCGGAGCUACCUGACUGUAACGGGCACGCGGCCGAGAGGUUCAUCGUCGGCACCAGCUUCUUGGCAGAUAACGACGUGGGAGCUGCUGGCGGCGAGGAAACCCAUGGACGUAUCCUGGUCCUAGGAGUGGACAGCGAGAGGAAUCCGUACCUUAUCAUGAGCCAUCGCCUGAAAGGUGCCUGCCGCUGCCUGGGUGUGAUGGGCGACAAGAUUGUCGCUUUGCUCACAAAGUCGGUCGUGUUGAGCAAGUACGAAGAGUCGUCCUCGACCUCGGCUAAGCUCACAAAGAUCGCGUCAUAUCGGCCGUCGACUUAUCCGGUGGAUCUUUUCAUCGACGGCAACAUCAUUGCAGUUGCCGAUCUGAUGAAGUCGGUUUCGCUAGUCAAGUACGUCACAGGGGAGGAGGGACAGUCAGACCAAACCGAUACGAACAUGUCUGGCGUCUCAUGCACCACCAAACCGCAGCUGGUCGAGAUAGCGAGGCACACGCAGUCGGCUUGGACGACGGCGGUAGCUCAUUUGGAGGGCCAGUCGUGGCUGGAAGCGGACGCUCAAGGGAACUUGCUGGUGCUCGCCCAAAACGUCAAGGGUGUCACUGCGGAGGACAGGUAUCAGUUAGAGGUCACGAGCGAGAUGAACCUGGGGGAGAUGGUCAACAGAAUCCGCAAGAUCGAGGUGGAGACCAGCCCGAAUGCCAUGAUCAUUCCCAGGGCAUUCCUAGGCACGGUCGAAGGAUCGAUCUACAUGUUUGGCACCAUCGCACCGCAGGCACAAAACCUUCUCAUCAGCUUCCAGGCCAGGCUAGAGAGCAUGAUCCAGACCCCUGGCAACAUUGACUUCAAAUCAUAUCGGGCAUUCCGCAACGCGGAACGGGAGGGCGAGGCCCCCUUCCGCUUUCUGGACGGCGAGCUGCUGGAGAGGUUCCUGGACGUGGACGAGGAUCUGCAGAAGGAGAUCUGUCAGGGUCUCGGUCCCAGCGUGGAGGACAUGCGAAACAUGGUGGAGGAAUUGAAGCGCAUGCACUGA